UCUUCACUCCACUCCACACCACUUCCCCCACCUUCUCUCUCAUCUUCUCCCCAACCCAACCCUCAUCUCGCCGCCGUCGCGCGCAAUGGCGGCCCCGGCGCUCCUCUCCGCCCCGCCCCCGCCCCCUCCGAUGGACGAGGACGCCAGCGCGGGCGCGCACCACGCGUUCCCGGGCCCCGCCCCUCCGCCGUCCCCGGAGGGAGCCCCUCCGCCGCCGCGGCGGAGGCGGUCGGCUGUCCGCGUCACCUCGGAGUUCGACAGCGACGCCCGGCUCUUCUCCCACCGCCUCUCCUGCCGCGUCAUGGACGGCCUCGCCAAGCUCCGGGUCCGGGUCCACCACGGGGUCGGCGGGGCCGGGGCGGCGGCGGUGGAGCCGCCGCCGCCCGAGGUCGCGCUCCUCGCGCGGAACUUCUCCGUCGCCGUCGACACCGUAGCCCGAAGCGCCAUGCUGCGGGGCGCCGCCGACCUCGCCGGAUCGCUUCGCCUCAGCGCCAAGCACGACACCAAGAACUGCCAGAAUGGAGAGCAAUCAUAUUUUCAUAUCAGCUGCUCGACCCACCUUUUGUCUCUGUCUUGCAAUUAUGAAUAUGACAAAUCAACUGUUUCUUGUAUUCACUUGGAUAGGUACUUUCAAUUGAAGUACCACAGUAGAAAGGAGCAAAAAGGGGAAGUGGCGGUGAGAGCAAAUUUGGGUGAUUCACCAUGCAAGAUUGAGUUAUCAUCUGUGGUUCCACCUGAUGGAUUGCCGAGGACAACCUUCAUCUUUCCCAAUGGUGAAGUUUCAGUUAAGCAGAAAUAUUUGGAUGAAGGUGACAGGAUUUUGUCAGUAAACGGCAUAGUGAGGUCUCAUGUUCUGAAUGGAGUUUGCACUGCAUUGUACAGUGACAAUGAGAUGAACAUAAAAUAUCGUUACAAGGAUGAAGAGUUAUCAUUUAUUCCAAGCCUCUCUUUACCAUCCAAUUCACUAUCCUUUGCAUUUAAGCGCCAAUUCACUCCUUCAGACAAGUUAAGCUACCGGUACCAGUUUGACACAAACUACUGGAGUUUUAUCUAUAAACACAAGGCCAGUAAGCAUGUCAAGUGGAAAGCUGGUUAUGAGUCUGACCAAAGGCUUGGAUGGGCAUCUCUUUGGGUUGGAGAUGCAGGGGGCAAGACGAAGGAGGUGCCUAUGAAGGCUAAAGUUCAGUUGACGCUUAAAGUUCCACAAGACAAUGUAAAGAAUUCAGCCAUAAUGUUCAAUGUCAAGAAAAGAUGGGAUUUCUAGUUUAUAAACUGUGUGUUACAACAUGUGCACAUAACUAAAUUUAGUGCACAAAUAAAGGAAGAAUAAAGAAAAAUAUGGAUGCAUUUGCACGAGUCCAUAUGUAAUCCGUUCAGCUCAUCUCUCUUGCAGAAUGGAAUGGCAUUUUGGUGUACAAUCGAUCUAUGAAAAUAAUUUUGUCGCAAA
Molecule: messenger RNA, 1447 nt
Organism: Oryza sativa Japonica Group (Japanese rice)
Lineage: Eukaryota; Viridiplantae; Streptophyta; Magnoliopsida; Poales; Poaceae
Product: outer envelope pore protein 37, chloroplastic
Biological process (GO): monoatomic cation transport
Cellular component (GO): chloroplast outer membrane
Molecular function (GO): monoatomic ion channel activity
Source: RefSeq, a predicted model, not a curated record